AUGGAAAUGAAAACCAGCGAAGAUCAUUUGAAAGUCCAUAAAAUGAAGAAGAAGAUAUUGAGGAAGCAGGUCAGAGCUCAGCAUACACUGAUGAGACAUGAAGGCAUCAAGUGCACCUCCUGUGCCACACAGAGCCUGGUUAUUGCCAAUGCUGGUCUUGGUAAUGGGAUGAGUAGACACCAACUGCUGAGCACAGUAGAAGAAUAUGGAUUGGUGGAAACACUCCUAAUGCCACCAAAUAAACCAUAUUCAUUUGUGAAAUAUGGGAAAACAGAAGAAGCCAAAAAAGCCUUUGAUGCCCUUAAUGGAAAAGAAGUAAUGCUGGAUGACACUGGCCAAAACAUUGUUCUGUAUAUUAAUUUUGUGGAAAAAGUUUGCUGGCAGAAUGCUGUUCCUACAAGCUUGCCUCCAGGCCUAAUGGUCGUCGAAAAGAUUAUUUCUCCAGAGGAAGAAAGAAGGAUGUUGGAAAGUAUUGACUGGCUAGGAAAUGAAGAUACUCAGAAUGCCCAGAAGACUUUAAAGCAUAGAAGAGUGAAACAUUUUGGAUAUGAGUUUUGCUAUGAUAACAACAAUGUUGAUAAAGACAAACCUUUACCUGGAGGACUUCCUGAAAUUUAUGACCUGUUCUUGGAUAGGUGCUUGAAGCAGGGAUAUAUCAAACAUAAACCAGAUCAACUGACUAUAAAUCAGUAUGAACCUGGACAAGGAAUUCCUCCUCAUAUUGAUACACAUUCUGCUUUUGAGGAUGAAAUAAUCUCUCUCAGUUUAGGAGCUGAG
Merops nubicus (carmine bee-eater) is the source of this 777-nucleotide messenger RNA. RefSeq names its product alkylated DNA repair protein alkB homolog 8-like. The transcript has 6 exons. Lineage: Eukaryota; Metazoa; Chordata; Aves; Coraciiformes; Meropidae. The annotation marks the transcript as partial. Gene Ontology annotation, biological process: oxidative demethylation. Gene Ontology annotation, molecular function: oxidoreductase activity; demethylase activity; RNA binding. The record is from RefSeq and is a predicted model, not a curated record.